This is a messenger RNA of Colletotrichum siamense, 1710 nucleotides long. RefSeq names its product putative amidohydrolase YtcJ (gene ytcJ-3). Gene Ontology annotation, molecular function: hydrolase activity, acting on carbon-nitrogen (but not peptide) bonds. NCBI's taxonomy places the organism in Eukaryota, Fungi, Ascomycota, Sordariomycetes, Glomerellales, Glomerellaceae. Bases 1 to 1710 code for a protein of 569 amino acids. The record is from RefSeq and is a predicted model, not a curated record. The transcript has 3 exons.
AUGGCUUCUAAUUCGAUUGUCAGAUGGGGCAUGGCGAUCUCGGCCGGUGUCGCCGGCGUGGCUCUGGCCGUUGUCCGUCUCCAGCAGCCAAUCUUUAGCAACAACACUGAGACGACUUAUUGCUACCAAGGCGUUAGAACACAUGAUGAAGCCCAGCCAGCCGCUCAAUGCUUCACGGUGGUGGACGGAAAGUUCACUCGCGUCUUUCCCUGGGAAGAUGCCAGCUUAACCACAAAUGUCGGCUACGUUAUCCCCGGCUUGUGGGACGGUCACGGCCAUCUAAUUCAAUACGGAGAGUUCCUUCACUCGGCCGACUUGUUCGGUGCUAGCACCCUGGACGACGUGAGGGGACGUCUGCGAGACUAUGUCGAAAGCCAUCCCGAUGCUGGUACGAAAGACGAAUGGAUCCGAGGAAUUGGAUGGGAUCAGAAUGCGUACGGCAAGAUGCCUACUGCCGCGGACAUCGAAGAAGACGAACUUCUGAAGGGCAAGUACUUCAUGCUCGACAGGAUUGAUGUCCAUUGCGCUUGGGUUUCGCAAGCUGUUCUAGAUCUCUUGCCUGCAGACAUUCCCGACGUCCCAGGGGGCGAAAUUGUCAGGGAGCCCGGCAUGGGCGUCUUCUGUGACAAUGCCAUGGACUUGGUCACAAAUCUGUGGCCGAAGCCUGGUCCCGAGAAGAAGCGCGCUUUCGUAUCUGCCGCCAUGGCGAAGCUGAACGAGGUUGGCUUGGUCGGCAUGCACGAUGCUGGCGUCUUCCCCGAUCAACUUGACUUAUAUGCGGACAUGGCGCAGACAGAGGACUGGACUGUUCGAGUCUACGCCAUGUUAGAGUGCGCUCAGCGAAACACGUUUUGCCCGGAUGAUGCUGCUCGUGUGCUCCGCGAGGAUGAUUGGUUCAGCGUCAAGUCUGUGAAGCUCUUUGCUGACGGUGCUCUUGGAAGUUGGGGAAGUGCCAUGAUCGAGCCCUACAGUGACCGCCCCGACACGUCUGGUUCACUCCUUGUCAACGGGUCUACACUGCUGCAACUCGGAAAAUCAUGGGCAUCUGUCGGCUACCAAGUAAAUAUCCACGCCAUCGGCGACCUUGCAAACCGUUUCGCCGUCGAUGCCCUGGAAGCUGGUCUCAAGGAAGCGUGCCCUGGUAAAGAUAUUUCAAAAUGCCAGUCCGAGCGGCGGUUCCGUAUCGAGCAUUCCCAGAUUAUCCAUGAAGAAGACCAAAAGAGAAUUCACGCCAUUGGCAUCAUCCCCUCCAUUCAACCGACGCACGCGACUUCCGACAUGAAGUACGCCGAGCUCCGCCUCGGCCCCGACCGCACCAAGAAAGAAGCCUACCGCAUGCGCUCUCUCCUCGACGUCAGCCCGAUUCUAGGCAGCGACUUCCCCGUGGAGCCGCCCAACCCGUUCCAGGGCAUAUACGCUGCCGUCACGCGGAAGAGUCCCCAUACAGGCAACGGCGCGAAUGGAGGCUCUGAGGGGUGGCAUACCGAAGAGGCGUUGAGCCUGGAGGAGGCGCUGCUUGGGUUUACCAAGGGACCCGCUUUCGGCGCUUUUAUGGACGGACGUGCAGGCGUUAUCAAGGAGGGCGCGCUUGCUGACUGGGUCGUUUUGGAUCAGCCGCUCGAGUCCAUGGAUAUUGACGACUUGCGGGAUCUCAAGGUGAAGGAGACUUGGGUUGGUGGAAAGCAGGUAUAUGAGCGUGUUGAUGUUUGA